This is a messenger RNA of Alternaria rosae, 1141 nucleotides long. RefSeq names its product Metallo-dependent phosphatase-like protein. Gene Ontology annotation, molecular function: protein serine/threonine phosphatase activity. Gene Ontology annotation, cellular component: nucleus; cytoplasm. Lineage: Eukaryota; Fungi; Ascomycota; Dothideomycetes; Pleosporales; Pleosporaceae. The coding region runs from base 167 to 1132 and encodes 321 amino acids. The transcript is spliced from 5 exons. The record is from RefSeq and is a predicted model, not a curated record.
CGCACAUAGGCGUCGACCACCAACGACCCGAUCCGGCCGACUCUUUGAGAUCAGAGUGCAGGAGAAUCACCGCCAGUGCUACGCACAGCCCUCUCCCACGCACCCGCGCGAGGUCUUCCCUUGCACCUUCAGCCACCCACACCAGUGCCAGUAGCAAGCCACAGCUAUGGCCGAGAACGAGGUGGACUUGGACUCCAUCAUAGACCGUCUGCUCGAGGUCCGCGGCAGCCGGCCUGGCAAGCAGGUGCAGCUGCUCGAGACCGAAAUCCGCUAUCUAUGCACCAAGGCACGCGAAAUCUUCAUCUCACAGCCUAUCCUGCUCGAGCUCGAGGCACCGAUAAAGAUUUGUGGAGACAUCCACGGCCAGUACUAUGAUCUGCUACGGCUCUUCGAGUACGGCGGCUUCCCUCCAGAGGCCAACUACCUCUUCCUAGGCGACUACGUCGACCGUGGCAAGCAGUCUCUCGAGACGAUAUGCCUUCUGCUCGCGUACAAGAUCAAGUACCCCGAGAACUUCUUCGUCCUCCGUGGCAACCACGAGUGCGCCUCCAUCAACCGCAUCUACGGCUUCUACGACGAAUGCAAACGAAGAUACAACAUCAAGCUGUGGAAGACGUUUACCGACUGCUUCAACUGCCUACCUAUUGCCGCCAUCAUCGACGAGAAGAUAUUCACUAUGCACGGCGGUCUCAGCCCAGAUCUUAACUCGAUGGAACAGAUCAGGCGCGUCAUGCGACCCACCGACAUUCCCGACUGCGGUCUCCUCUGCGACCUCCUCUGGUCCGACCCAGACAAGGACAUUACCGGAUGGAGCGAGAAUGACCGAGGUGUGAGCUUCACAUUCGGGCCCGACGUAGUAUCGCGCUUCCUGCAAAAGCAUGACAUGGACCUCAUCUGCCGUGCGCAUCAAGUUGUCGAGGACGGUUACGAGUUCUUUUCCAAGCGCCAGCUCGUAACACUAUUCAGCGCACCCAACUACUGCGGUGAAUUUGACAACGCAGGUGCGAUGAUGAGCGUUGACGAGAGUCUGCUGUGUUCCUUUCAGAUUCUCAAGCCCGCGGAGAAGAAACAAAAGUACGUCCCCAGCCUUGGCAGCGGCAGACCAGCGUCUCCUCGCACCAAGAAAAGCUAGAAGUAGUCA